This is a messenger RNA of Teleopsis dalmanni, 519 nucleotides long. RefSeq names its product poly-beta-1,6-N-acetyl-D-glucosamine synthase-like. The transcript has a single exon. Lineage: Eukaryota; Metazoa; Arthropoda; Insecta; Diptera; Diopsidae. The coding region runs from base 1 to 519 and encodes 172 amino acids. The record is from RefSeq and is a predicted model, not a curated record.
AUGGUGAUUGACGACAACAGUAAUGAUGAAACCGUCAAAAUUGCCACAAUGGCGGGCGUUAGAGUAUACACGAAAAACGAAAAUAAGGGGAAGGCUGAUAGUCUUAAUUAUGCAAUCAAAUUAAUUGAUGAAUUAGCUGAUCCAAAUAAGAUUGCUUAUUUGCUCUCAAUUGAUGCUGAUACGAUUCUGCAAGCUAAUGGUGUGCAACGAUUAUUAGACUAUUUUUACGGGCAUAAUUAUGGCGGCGUGACAGCUAAUAUGGAUGUUGCCAAUCGCGAAAAUGCGUUAGCAAAGUCUCAAGUUGUCGAAUUUAGUUCCAUAGUUGGUAUCAUCAAACGUGCUCAGGUCGCUAUGACGGGCACAAUGUACGCUUAUUCCGGCGCAACGACAUUGUAUGCAAUGGCUGCUUUAAAAGAGGUUGGUGGUUUCAGAGAAGAUCGCGCGACGGAAGACAUUAGUAUAGCAUUUGAUCACUCUUUGAAUGGCUAUGAUGCUGGUUUUUUUUGCUCCGAUGUUUAA